Molecule: messenger RNA, 2492 nt
Organism: Brassicogethes aeneus
Lineage: Eukaryota; Metazoa; Arthropoda; Insecta; Coleoptera; Nitidulidae
Source: the annotation of a GenBank genome assembly
CUUCUUCAGCGCAGUCGACAAAAAUAUGUGUAUUGUUGAGGGUUGAUGUGCCUUAGCAACCGAAAUCCGUAAUGGAAUCCAGUUGAAUGAAUAAAAAAUUCUAAGCAGAUACUUUAUUGCAUAUCUUUUGUUGAAUUAAACUUAUAAGCCAUGGCUGUGAUCAAUAGGAAUGAGUGUUUAUUCAAAUGUUUUGCCAGUAUACAGGGUAUUGUUUUGUUUUGUGUGCUAUUUGGGGCCGGCAUCGCCUUGGCCAAUCCCAAGGGUUGCGAUUCUAUCAAUAAAACCGUUAACGAAAUGGGCUUUCAUCAAACCGUACUCACCAGACCAGAAAACGGUCUUAUAUGUGGAGAAGGCUCCUGCUGUAGUGGGGAAAUGGAGCGUGAUAUGUUAAAGUAUUCUCAAUUGUACAUAGACAAAUAUUGGAGAGACUCGAUCACUAAAUUAUACAACUUUUUUGACAAUAGGGCCAAAAAAUUUGAUGAAUUUUUCCGUUCGAUAAUGCAAAAAUCGAAACAAGAAUUCCACGACAUGUUCAAGAAGACGUACGGCAAAAUCUACAUGGACAAUUCGGACGUUUUUAGCGAUUUCUUUCAAGAACUGGAACGUUAUUACAAAAAAGGCACGGUGCGUCUAUCCGAGACCCUGGACACUUUCUUUGGCAUCCUAUACCAAAGGAUGUUCGUCGUAAUCAAUUCCCAAUACACAUUCGACGACAGUUAUCUCGACUGCGUAUCCAAUCACAUGAACGAGCUGAACCCUUUCGGAGACGUAUCCUCGAAACUGAGCUUGCAACUGAGGCGGGCUUUUGUAGCCACGAAAAUGUUCUACAAAGCUCUACAAACUACGUCGAACAUUACCAUGAACUUACUGGAAUAUAAGUUCAGCGAUGAGUGCAAAAGGGAGAUCACCAAAAUGCAAUUUUGCGGGGUUUGCAAGGGGGAAUCCAAAACUCCUUGCUCCAAUUACUGUUCAGAAACCAUGAGGAGGUGUUUCCAUAGUUUCGAAGUUUCCGAGUUCAAUAAAAAAUGGGAUACUUUAAUAAUCUCAAUUGAGAAGGUCGCCGACAGGCUUCUUGGCCCAUAUAACGUGGAAAUUGUCGUCGAACCGAUCAACAUUAAAAUUUCCGAGGCUAUUAUGAAUUUCCAAGAGACCGGCGUCGAAGUGUCGAAGAAAAUUUACGGGUUUUGCGGACAACCUUCGCUGAACCGGGUGCAAAGAAAAGCGGAAGUCAACAACAGGCCGGAAACCAAUCCUAACGUGGAACUGAAUUAUGAACCUUUAAAGCCGCACAAAAAGAAGCAAAAGAGUCACAGUAACAAUAACGAUUUGGCCGAUAAUAGUCCUUCGUUGGAUAAGAUUGUCAAGGAAAUCAAAAUGAAAAUCCACGAAACUCAAAAAUUCUGGCUGAACCUUCCGUUCCAAUACUGCAACAACUUGACAGACCCAAUCGCACCUAACGCCACCUGCUGGUCGGGCAUCGGCACCACGUCGAACCCGAAAGAGACCUCGAUCUCGCCUCUAAUCAACGAGCAAAUCUACAUAAUCAACACCACCGUGGACAAACUGCGCGGAGCGUACCACGGCGAAGAGGUCGAGCUGCUGGACGACGAGAUGAUGGAGGGGAGCGGCUCGGGCAGCGGCGACGGCAGAAUCUUGGACAGCGACGACGAGGAUCUGAACCCCGCGCCUCCCGAUCAGGAGAGGACGGAGCCUCCGGUGGUGUUCUCGUCGGAGACGCCGCCCAGCACGCGGCCUCCGGAGGUCGUCCAGACGUCGUCGGCCGGCGCGGCCGGCGACAAGAUGUCCCUGUCCAGAGCGCUGGUGCAGUACGUGCUGCCAAUCGUGUUGGCGUGGUUCGGCGGUGCCAUUACUGACUUGCUGUGAUAAGCUUAUACUUAGUGUAGGUAUAUUUAUGAUGAUUCGUGUAAAUAAAUUAGGACUUUUUGCGGUAUGCUUAGGAUUCUUUGAUAAUGCGUUUAAUGAACAUUUUUGUGAUAAGUGUCAGUAAAUGUGACUUAAUUGAAAACGCCUAAAAAAUUCACAGUUAACGACUGAAAAAACAUCCGAGUGCCAUUGUACUCACAAAGGAUGUGUAAACAUCUUGGCUAGUACGAGUUUAGUGUGGGAAGUCAUACUUUCUUUCUAUAACAAAAUAAUAAGAAAUACAUCCCAAGCAGCAAAGAAUGACACAUUAUUAUAUCGCGUCCUCUUCAAUUUCUUCUAAACAUACAUGUAAUUUUUGGUUUGUGAUAAAAAUAAGACACAUUUCCUAAAAGGUUUUGUAAAUUUAGAAAACUAAAAAAUUUAUAUCGUGAAAAUUUUGACAUUUCAAAAAUUUUUUGAAAAUUUAAGAACAAAUUGGAAAUCUUGAAAAUAUUGAUAUAGAUAUUGGGUUAUAUGAGGUUAUCUAUAAAAUUUUGGAAAUUUUAUGCUGGAUUUAUGCAGCACACAUUAAAAUUAGGUUAACUUUAACAUUGAGUUAAGAUUAAGCU